Aspergillus sclerotioniger CBS 115572 is the source of this 1110-nucleotide messenger RNA. RefSeq names its product 3-oxo-5-alpha-steroid 4-dehydrogenase family protein. Gene Ontology annotation, molecular function: oxidoreductase activity, acting on the CH-CH group of donors. The transcript is spliced from 2 exons. Gene Ontology annotation, biological process: lipid metabolic process. NCBI's taxonomy places the organism in Eukaryota, Fungi, Ascomycota, Eurotiomycetes, Eurotiales, Aspergillaceae. Bases 1 to 1110 code for a protein of 369 amino acids. The record is from RefSeq and is a predicted model, not a curated record.
AUGGGUUCCACCCUCUCCUCGUGCAUCCAGCACCUCCCUCCCCUAGACGACCUCAUCCAUCCCACUCCCCAAACCUACGCCCUCAUCCUCACCAUCUUCCAAUACUUCCCAGCCAUCUCCCUAAUCCAAUGGCUCACCUCCUUCCACCCAGCCGGCAAAACCUCCCUCAAAUCCUCCCGAUUUAACCUCCCCGGCCGCUGGGCCUGGUUUCUCAUGGAAAUCAUCUCCCCCCUAAACCUCAUCUACCUGCUCUACUCCCUUCCCCAAAAACAUUCCCUCCAUGCUCUCCCCCUCCUAAAUAAACUCCUCGCUGCUCUGUUCACACUCCAUUACAUCAACCGCGCAAUCAUCUCCCCGUUCUUCGCCGCCCCGAGCAUGUCCCCCAUUCAUUUGGGGAUUGUGCUUUCGGCCGCGUUGUUCAAUUGGUUUAAUUCCGGGGGUUUGGCUGGGUGGUUACUUGGAUAUCAGCUUGAUACUUCUCCCAUUUCAGAUGGGGCUAUUCCGCCUGCUAGGGUUCGGGAGUUGAAAACGACAGUACUAGGAACGAUAGGAACGGGCCUUUUCAUCCUAGGCAUGGGAUGUAACAUCCAUUCAGAACGGACUUUGUUUCGACUAAGACGUGAAGAAGCCCUCCGCAGAGUGGAGAAGAAAUCUGACUCUACUACCACCACCAAGCAAACCCCCAAGGAGAAAAAAGAAGGAAACGAAAACAUCUACCAUAAAAUCUACACCAUCCCGCCACCGACCGGCCUCUUCAGAACAAUUCUCUACCCGCAUUAUGUAUUCGAGUGGAUUGAGUGGAUUGGGUUUGCCGUGCUGGGGACGCUUGUUACUUCUUCUUAUACACCUAUCAUUACACCCGGGUCUAUGGGGAUGGGGAUGGGGAUGGGUAAACCGGAACUGCAUCUCGCGCCGUGGCUUAUCCCUGCUGCGAGGGUAACGAGGUACUUGGGCGUGGGGUUUCCUGUCCCGGCGGUGGUGUUUGUGGUGAAUGCGGUCACGAAUAUGUUGCCUCAUGCGAGGUGGGGGAGGAGGUGGUAUGUUGAACGGUUUGGGGAGGAGAGGGUUAUGGGGAGGGGGGCGGUGGUGCCGUUUUGUUCUUGGUUGUAG